AUGGCACAACUAACCCAGGACCAGCAGCAGCGACUGGAGCUUUUAGAAUUGGAGGAAAAGCGGCUGCAGAACGCAGUUCGGCAUCUUAUACGUUCCAACGAGGAGCUCCAAGCCGCGGACGUCGCGGAGCCGGAUCCCGUGUACCGGGAAGCGCUUAUGGAGAAUCAAGUGGUUGUUCAGAGUCUUCGAGAGAAGAUCGCGUUGCUCCAGGCGGAGAUUGCGGAGAUGAAAGGAAGGGAUUCCGGCAUGGAGGAGAGGGGUGGAGAAGUAGGGAGAGGGGAUUGUGAGGGAGAGGAUGGUGAGGUACAGGGUGGUGCAGCUGGUGCUGCUGAUUCUGCAGCACCACCAGCAACUAGUGCACUAGAACAGAACCCCCCCCAUGCCCGCCAACCCUGCCCUCCCGACCCUCCCGAAUCACAGGCAAGCCAUGAGCAGGCGACCCAGAAUUCCCCAUCCGGGCAGGUGAAGAAGAUGUAG
Messenger RNA from Closterium sp. NIES-65, 477 nucleotides. Lineage: Eukaryota; Viridiplantae; Streptophyta; Zygnematophyceae; Desmidiales; Closteriaceae. The record is from the annotation of a GenBank genome assembly.